This is a messenger RNA of Symbiodinium sp. CCMP2592, 363 nucleotides long. The record is from the annotation of a GenBank genome assembly. Lineage: Eukaryota; Dinophyceae; Suessiales; Symbiodiniaceae.
AUGGUGCGACAAGUCCAGUGGUGCGACGUGGAAGAGCAGCACCCCUACUUGCUCUUCUACAUGGCCCAGCAUCCUGUGGAGCUGGGAGAGCCCGUGCCGUCCGCCGAAGAGAAGUGCGACGCAGUGGCUGAACCCGUGGCUGCCCCGGAUGCCCCGUCUGUCGAGCAAAAGGCGCCCCCGGCAAAGUGCGAGCCUGAGCCGGCUGAGCCCCCGCUUCCUCCUUCCUCCCGGCAGGAGCCGAAGCCACCCGACGAUGGCAGCGAGUCUCUUGAAGCGACGGAAAAAGUGGUAGAGGGGCCCAAGUCGCCUAAUCUGACACCCAGCUCCGCCUCGUACUCCGCGAACUUCGCAGACUCACAGUGA